CCUCCCGUGCUGCACCUGCCCGCCAUCCAGCCGCCGCCGCCCGUGCUACCCGGGCCCUUUUUCAUGCCCUCCGACCGCUCAACCGAGCGCUGCGAGACCGUGCUGGAGGGCGAGACCAUCUCGUGCUUCGUGGUGGGCGGCGAGAAGCGCCUGUGCCUGCCGCAGAUCCUCAACUCGGUGCUGCGCGACUUCUCGCUGCAGCAGAUCAACUCGGUGUGCGACGAGCUGCACAUCUACUGCUCGCGCUGCACGGCCGACCAGCUGGAGAUCCUCAAAGUCAUGGGCAUCCUGCCCUUCUCGGCGCCCUCGUGCGGGCUCAUCACCAAGACGGACGCGGAGCGCCUGUGCAACGCGCUGCUGUAUGGCGGCGCCUACCCGCCGCCCUGCAAGAAGGAGCUGGCCGCCAGCCUGGCGCUGGGCCUGGAGCUCAGCGAGCGCAGCGUGCGCGUGUACCACGAGUGCUUCGGCAAGUGCAAGGGGCUGCUGGUGCCCGAGCUCUACAGCAGCCCAAGCGCCGCCUGCAUCCAGUGCCUCGACUGCCGCCUCAUGUACCCACCGCACAAGUUCGUGGUGCACUCGCACAAGGCCCUCGAGAACCGGACUUGCCACUGGGGCUUCGACUCCGCCAACUGGCGGGCCUACAUCCUGCUGAGCCAGGACUACACGGGCAAGGAGGAGCAGGCACGCCUGGGCCGCUGCCUGGACGACGUGAAGGAGAAAUUCGACUACGGCAACAAGUACAAGCGGCGGGUGCCCCGGGUCUCCUCCGAGCCCCCAGUCUCCAUAAGAAAAACAGAUGAUGCUCCCUCCCAGCACCCCACGUCGUCUGAGAAGGACAGACAGUCCGGCUGGCUGCGGACCGUGGCCAGCUCCUCCAGCAAGGGCCUUGGCUGUGUUUACCCUCGCCAGCGCCUCUCCGCCUUCAGACCCUGGUCCCCUGCAGUUUCUACUAGUGACAAAGAGCUCUCCCCGCACCUCCCGGCCCUGUUUCGAGAAAACUUUUACUCCUGCAAGAGCUUCGAGACGGGCGUGGCCCCCAACGUGGCUCUGGCCCCCCCGGCCCAGCAGAAGGUCGUGAGCAGCCCACCAUGUGCCACCGUCGUCUCCCGGGGCCCCGAGCCCCUCGCCACCUGCAUCCAGCCGCGGAAGCGGAAGCUGACCGUGGAGACGCCCGGGGCCUCGGAGACCCCGGCGCCGGCAGUCGCCCCGGAGGACGACAAGGACUCGGAGGCCGAGGUGGAAGUGGAGAGCAGGGAGGAAUUCACCUCCUCCCUGUCCUCGCUCUCCUCCCCGUCCUUUACCUCAUCUAGCUCCGCCAAGGACCUGAGUUCCCCGGGCGUGCACGCCCCGCACGCCCCACCCGCUGCCCCCGACACGGCAGCCCCCGCCGACGCCCCGAGCGGGGGGCUGGAGGCGGAGCUGGAGCACCUGCGUCAGGCCCUGGAGGGCGGCCUGGACACCAAGGAGGCCAAAGAGAAGUUCCUGCACGAGGUGGUGAAGAUGCGCGUCAAGCAGGAGGAGAAGCUGGGGGCCGCGCUGCAGGCCAAGCGCAGCCUGCACCAGGAGCUGGAGUUCCUGCGCGUGGCCAAGAAGGAGAAGCUGCGGGAAGCCACGGAGGCGAAGCGCAACCUGCGGAAGGAGAUCGAGCGCCUGCGCGCUGAGAACGAGAAGAAGAUGAAGGAGGCCAACGAGGCCCGGCUGCGCCUGAGGCGGGAGCUGGAGCAGGCGCGGCAGGUCCGGGUGUGCGACAAGGGCUGCGAGGCCGGACGCCUGCGCGCCAAGUACUCGGCCCAGAUCGAGGACCUGCAGGUGAAGCUGCAGCACGCAGAGGCCGAUCGGGAGCAGCUGCGGGCCGACCUGCUGCGGGAGCGCGAGGCCCGGGAACACCUGGAGAAGGUGGUGAAGGAGCUGCAGGAGCAGCUCUGGCCGCGGCCGCGCCCCGAGGCCGCGGGUGGCGAGAGCAUGGCGGAGCUGGAGCCCUAGCCGGAUGCCGCCCGCUGCCCGUGCUGCCCGAGGGGACAGGGGACGGGCCGCCCAGCCGGGGCUCAGCGCGCCGGCCCUUCUCAGUCCACAUAGCACAACGUCUUACUGUGCCUACAACCAAGCGAGUGUUCGGAACCACAUCCUUUUAGAAUCCACUGCAGAAUUUUCUACUGGCCAAGUUCAAGUGAGCAAGCCGGGUCCCUAGCUGCAGCGGAAACAAAGCCAGCUCGGUGGCUGUGGCUGGCCUCUGCUUGCUGGAACGUUCUAACAUUUACACUUUUGUUAUAAGCUAUUUAAAACCAAUAAGGAGACUUGAGAUUCAGAAAAAGUCACCACGUUUUUUAAUGACUAACUUUUAAAAGCCCCCACCACACCCAACGCCAUCUGAGGACCCACUGAGGGAGCUGGGGUGGCUGCCGCCCCGCCCGUGAAGCCAUCACCGCUUAUCUGCACCCACCCGCGGCUGCAUGAGGACAGGAAGGGUUUUUCUCCAGAGUCUAUUUUUUCAACGACAAGGACCCCGGCCUCCCGUGCUGCCGCCGGAGGAGCGAGGAGCCAGCCGUGCGCACGAGCCGGAACACUGCCGCCUUACCCGCCGGUGUGUGCAGAGACUGCGCCCUGGGCGUCCUCUGUCGGGGAGCUGGCGGAGGCGGCCCCCGCGGCCUGAGCACGGCGACCCCUUCUCAGCCGGGCAAACAUCGCUCCUUCAUCUUGGGACUGAGGCCGCAGCAUUGGAACAAAACAGCAUUAUCUCACUUUUCGUUUGUUCAUUUAAACGUAUAUUUCGAACUGCACUUUGUCCAAAAUCUUCCCUUCUGUUUUCAUUCCCCAGUUCACUGAGGUUUUUACUCUCCAGAUACCGCAAACGGAUUUCUAGAGCAGGCCCCGUCCUAAGCGCUUGCGCGUUCGAAACCCCUCUGGUGCUCGGUCGAACAAGGGAAUCACAGGAAACGAAAAUGCAAAGCUGAACUUCGGGGGGUAGUUCUGUGCCUUCCAGCAUCUUGUACAGCAAAUCCCGACGCGUCUUUCUACCCCCGAAUAUCCGUCUUCAGUAGCGAUCGAAUCUGCCACUAUCAGAAUAAGUUACUUGCAUUUAUUCCAAAUAAUCUCGUUUACUCUCGACUGUUUAUGCAAAUUGUAUAAGGUUUCUUAUGCCCAAGCUUGAAAACGAUUUCCCAGUAGGCAAGAGGCACUGCCCACCUGAAACGGCGGUAUUUAUUCACACGAGGGGCGUCCUGCGGACUCCCCGGUCCCACUCCGUUGUGGCAGCUGCGCGCAGACGGGAGGCGGGGGCCGCGGCUGCCGAAGCCUCUGCAGGGCUUUGCCCUCGGUUUACUGGGGGGGCCCAGGAGCCGCUGGACCCCCUUCUAAAGUGCAAUGCAAAAGGGACAUCAUGUAUAUGCAGCGUUUGUUUGGUUUUUUUGUUUCUUUUUGUUUUUGUUUUUGUUUUUUUUUUUUUGGCUUUUGUUUUUCUUUUGCAGUUAUUAAAUCUGUAUGCAUGGAAUUUUUAAUCUGCCAUACGUAUACCCAUCGAUGGGCAUUAUUACCGUGUCGUGUAAAGGGUCGGCUGUGUUAUGCCACACUCAGAAUGCUGUGUUCAGCCUUGUUUUUCCAGAGUUGUGUUUUUUUCAGUCAUUUCUUCAAGGGAAACUAAACGGUUUAGUUGGAGCGAAGCUUUAAGUGUGUCGGUGUGCUUCUCUGUGGCUGUGCUCUGCCAAGUCCGAAAGUCGCAGUGAGACCUGAGGCCCCAGGACCUGUCCCUGAGGCCACCUGGGUCGCUCCAGUGGCUUCUGAGUUUUCAGGCUCCAGAGGGAGAUAAGUUUUUCUGAGUGUCGCGUGUGAGGGCACCGCCUCUCCAUGCCCUUGCACUGACCCCUCCGGUCACCUGCACGUCUCUGCUGUUGACCGGGUCCACAUCUCCACUAGCCAGCUCUGUCCCCAGACAUCGGGAAGAGCUGGAUAUGCAAUGGCAGCUUGUCCCCUAGAGCUGUGAGGAUGUGGCCCCGGAAGGCCUUGUCCCACCCAGGCCCGCCCUUCCCGAGGGUCCCGAGGCUGGAGGAGCCGGCGGGGCGGGAAUCAGACAGGUGGGUCUCCUUCACCAGCAGCUCGGCCUUCCGGAGCAGCUCCGGGGAUGGGGUGGGCGGGGACUGUCCCGGCCGCUCCAUACCUGGGGUGCAGCCCCGCUCUGCAGGCCCAGGCCGGCCCCAGCCCGAGGCCCCAACCCGCCCGUGCCGCUGCGGGGUACUUCCUUCCCAGAAGGGAGGGGAGGGACCCAUCCUGUGGGCCGGCGGCUCCUCCCGUGUGUGACCCCCGUCAUCGGGGUGACUGUGCAUUCAGUCUAAUUACUCACUCUUUCUAUGCUGAAAAGACUUAACGAAGGGAAUAAAACCAACAGCAAUAACAUAAUAUGGAGCAGCCAGCCCGCGCACAGCCCCCUGCUUCCGCGCAGAACAAGCCAGUGCGCGAGCGCCGCCCUGUAAAUACACCCUUCCCGCCGCCGCGCGUGCGUGUGCUGGUCCCGGUCCCGGUCCCUUCUCCAGAACCCUUUCUCACCUGGCAGUUGUCUCGUUCUCUGGGUUUCUAGCUGAGGAAGAACGCGCUCCUCUGCCCCCGGGGGUGCCGGGGACGCCCUGGCCGCUUCCAGCACCGGCCGCGGCCUCCCCGCUCCCUCCUCCCGCCCGCGUCCACCAGGCUUCUGGGCUCGAGAGGCGGCUUGUUCUUGCUUAAAGUCAGGAGUCACAAACGACAUUUUUUUUCAAUUAAGGAAAAAAACACAGCUCUACCUUUGUAUCCGCCAGGAGCGUCUGCAUCGCCGCCCCGUUCUCUCCUUUGCUGCUGCUAAUGACAAUAUGAUGACUUACUCUACUAUUCGAAAACUAUUUUUAUGUAAUUAAUGUAUGCUCUCUUGUUUAUAAAUGCCUGAUUUAAAAAGAAAAAGAGAAAAAGCUUGGCAUAUUUAUCUA
This is a messenger RNA of Pteropus alecto (black flying fox), 4946 nucleotides long. RefSeq names its product SKI proto-oncogene (gene SKI). The annotation marks the transcript as partial. Gene Ontology annotation, biological process: negative regulation of BMP signaling pathway. The record is from RefSeq and is a predicted model, not a curated record. The transcript is spliced from 7 exons. Gene Ontology annotation, cellular component: nucleus. NCBI's taxonomy places the organism in Eukaryota, Metazoa, Chordata, Mammalia, Chiroptera, Pteropodidae. Gene Ontology annotation, molecular function: SMAD binding; RNA polymerase II cis-regulatory region sequence-specific DNA binding; DNA-binding transcription factor activity, RNA polymerase II-specific.